CCCUCCUAUAAAAGCCGCCCGCCUCCGUCUCUCCCCCGCACUCCAUCGCCUCGCCGCCGUUCCCCGCAACCUGUCUAUCGACCCAAUCUCACAUCAACCGACGCCUCGUCCUCCUCUCCAGAUCAGAUCCCUGCCCGAGCUGGUAGCAGCAACCAACUGUUCUGCUGCUGCAGCCUUCUUCGCCGCCAAAAGGAAAAGAUGCUCUAUGAAAUCCACUCCCAUGCCCAAAUCCAAGACCUGCAGGCCCGCUCCGAUGAGCUGGGCCACUCCAAUGAGCACAUGGAUGUGAAGCUUGUCUCUCUGGAGUCGGUGCGCAUAGCGCGCGAGUCGUAUGCACUCCUCUGGCCGCUGACCAAGGAGCCGAUGUCCUGGGCAUGCCUGGAGCUGGAUUCCCUCUCGGUCGUGGCAACCUUGUCGCUGGAAAUCCAAAAGCUCGAGCAUGAUGUGUUACCCCAGCUCAUGGUUCAGGAGUCCAAGCUGGAACGGGGCGCCCUGGAAGCCCUCCUAGUCAUGCAGAACUCAGCAAUUAAGCUCUUACAUCUGGCGAAGUGCUUUAAGGAAUCCUUGGGCAUAUUGCAGGAUCUGGUCUCAUGCCGAGCCGAAGAUGUGAGCAUAAUGUUAAAUGAUAUUGUUCUUCAUGUACUCCGAGGUAACAUUUCCUGGCUUCAGGCGCGUCUCCCGGUGCUGGCCGGGCUGGUCACCAUUAUGUUGGAGACCCCGGUUCGUUUCUGUGAUUCUGAUGAGUAGACCUAUCAGCCAGCUCGAGGCUGUUGUGAAGAGUAUUUCUUAGGGGCGUGGCAAACAGUUUAGAAUCAAAUGUUGCGAUGUAUUUCUUGGACCCUCCUUUAUGUUUGGAUGUGUUAUUAAUGGAUUUUAAAUGAUAUGUAUCUUGGGUAGUGUUUUCUCA
This is a messenger RNA of Triticum aestivum (bread wheat), 907 nucleotides long. RefSeq lists its product as uncharacterized. The record is from RefSeq and is a predicted model, not a curated record. The transcript has 2 exons. NCBI's taxonomy places the organism in Eukaryota, Viridiplantae, Streptophyta, Magnoliopsida, Poales, Poaceae. The coding region runs from base 199 to 747 and encodes 182 amino acids.